Messenger RNA from Gongylonema pulchrum, 843 nucleotides. NCBI's taxonomy places the organism in Eukaryota, Metazoa, Nematoda, Chromadorea, Rhabditida, Gongylonematidae. The record is from the annotation of a GenBank genome assembly.
UUACGAACGAAGAUGCCUCGCCUGUUACCGAAUUCAGCACUUGAGAAAUAUGUAUGCCACACAGUCACUGAAGUAUUGAUUAAACUGUUUGAAAAGCCCUCUGUUGAUCAACCGAUUAUGGAUGUGACGCAACACCGUGGCUCAUUUUCAAAACUGAUUCAAAGUCUUGGUGAACUACAGUUUGAACUGACGAAGAAGAAUGCGACAAAAAGUUGGUACCGCGUGGUCGAGUGCGUCAAGCGUCUCAGCAAAUGCGGACAAAUUACAGCGGAAGAUAAUGGAGUUAUGCUACCAGCCAAUGUGUCUAUGCCACCAGUAUCCUCCGCUGCAACCGCUAAGCAGCGCUGGCAGUCAGCCGCUCAUUCGGCUCGUUUUAUCAAUAUCAGUCAAGCAAAUGCACGGUCAAAAGCGCGUUUACUUACAUCACGUUCCAUGCGCACCACCGAAAGUUUCAGUGAUGUGGUUUCCUGUUACCAGGCAAUGGUUAUCGAGUUCAAGGUAUUCGCACUGCCGCUACAAGCGGCUGAAACAUCGGUGCUUGUGGACGUGUUGCAUGCUCCAGAAAGGCUUUUUACUGUUGGGUCGGAUUUAUUCGAAAAAUGCGAAAAUGGUGGUGUUAUUGCAAAAUUGAUCCAACAUUGCAAAUCGCUGUUGCAACACGAGCAGGAAACUCUCUGUGUGAGGGUGCUCCAGACACUUUGUCGAAUGGCAUCAAGCGCAAAAUAUAACUUUAUCAGUCAGGUGCGUUAUUUUCUUUACACCCUAGAAAAUAUAGUGCCAUAUUCCGGAAGUGGUGGAAGGGAGCAGGGGAAGGACGGGGAGGUGGUAGAGCUCAUUGAGUAG